AUGAUUAAGAUUCAAGAAAUUAAUGUUGCACAAGAAAUAGUAACCCUCUUUGUUGAUGAAGGGUUUUCUUGGUGUUGCGGGCUUAUAACACACGAAAAACUUAAAAUGGUAACAAAAAACUAGAAGCAACUAAGACAGCAACUCCUAUCGCUUACGAAAGGACUUUCAUCAUCGCACCACGUAAAUACCAUAAAACCCCCCAUUCGCUCAGAAAUAUUAAAACAUGACCUAGAAAAGUUGGAAAGGCAAUUAAGGAAUUCAGAACAGGAACUGACCAUUCAUGUUACCGAAGUUUCUAAGUAUUUCGAACUUCCAAUUACUGACUAUUCAUUUACCCAAACCAAACUUUUUAUGCAAAUUAAAAUUCCGAUCAUGGCAGAAAAGAACCAAUGGAAUCUUUAUGAAUUAGUAACAAUCUCCUACCAAAACCCUGUAGAAAAACAUAGUCUAAGACAAAUAUCAGGAACUGGCUUAGAUCAAUGCAAACUGUAUCAUAACAGGCUCUAUUACAUACCUAUUCUGUUAAUUAAGAUUUCUUUAUUAUGCGACUGUAAAGUUUUUAGAAACCAAUCACCAUCUGUGUCAUUGUAAGUAAUAGACAACUCAGAAAUAUUAUCUUAAUACCUACCAGUUUUAUUUACAGCAUUGUUUGUCCUACAGGAAUUUCCCAUUUGUUUGUUAUCAUCAGCAUAGGUUCGUCAAUGUGGUUGGACAUGCACCUUCACUCUUUCGAAUCCUAAAUUAAUCUUCGCAUUUCUCCAAAGCUAGAACAUCCACAUCCUUCUGUUUUUACACAGUAAUCUAGUCUAAGUGUACUUCUUCUUUUCUUAAGUUUUUUCUGUUUCUGUUUCUAA
Agrilus planipennis (emerald ash borer) is the source of this 854-nucleotide messenger RNA. RefSeq lists its product as uncharacterized. The transcript is spliced from 3 exons. The record is from RefSeq and is a predicted model, not a curated record. Lineage: Eukaryota; Metazoa; Arthropoda; Insecta; Coleoptera; Buprestidae.